AUGCAAAACCCAACCCACUACAAGAUUCCAGCUUGGUUCUUGAACCGUCAAAACGACAUCACCGAUGGUAAGGAUUACCACACUUUGGCUAACAAUGUCGAAUCUAAAUUGAGAGAUGACUUGGAAAGAUUAAAGAAGAUCAGAGCUCACCGUGGUAUCAGACAUUUCUGGGGUUUACGUGUUAGAGGUCAACAUACCAAGACCACUGGUAGAAGAAGAGUUUAA
Messenger RNA from Saccharomyces eubayanus, 225 nucleotides. RefSeq names its product 40S ribosomal protein uS13 (gene RPS18B). The record is from RefSeq and is a predicted model, not a curated record. Gene Ontology annotation, biological process: translation. Gene Ontology annotation, molecular function: RNA binding; structural constituent of ribosome. Gene Ontology annotation, cellular component: ribosome; small ribosomal subunit; cytosol. Bases 1 to 225 code for a protein of 74 amino acids. The transcript has a single exon. NCBI's taxonomy places the organism in Eukaryota, Fungi, Ascomycota, Saccharomycetes, Saccharomycetales, Saccharomycetaceae.